AUGGAGCAACCGGAGGUGAACCAGAUCACUAGAAAAUCUGCUACUCGUUUUAUCGAUUGCAGCAACGUCGAAAGGAGCAUCUUCUUGACGAGGAGAAAGAGCAGAACCUUCACGUUCUUGUUGACGAGGAGAAUGAGCAGAAGUCUAGACAUUGUUGUUUGA
Molecule: messenger RNA, 162 nt
Organism: Amoebophrya sp. A25
Lineage: Eukaryota; Dinophyceae; Syndiniales; Amoebophryaceae
Source: the annotation of a GenBank genome assembly